AUGAAAAGCGUACCAGUAAAGCCUCUGGCAAAAAUAGAAGCAGACGUAGAUCUUCGUCUUCAAGUUCGAGUGAUUGUAGAAGCAAAAGAAGACGAGAUCAGCGAUCUCGCAGAUCUAGAAGUAGGGAUAGGUCUAAGGAAAAGUACUCGAGAAACAGAAUUUACGAGUAAACCGAAGAAAAGGUCAAGCUCAGAAUCGAGUUCUAGUAGCAGCAGUGGCGGCAAACAAGACAAAUAUAAAUCCAAAAGGAAAGAAAAUACAGCUUCCAAAGAAAAGGAAAUUACCAACAAAAGCAAGAAGAGCGAUAAACGAGACUCACCAGACUGUGUGAUAGUAGAUAAUGACAUAUUGGAGGAAAUUAACGAUAACAGUUUCGCCCCAAAACAAUUUACUUCUAGCAAAUCCAAAAAGGUUCCAGACAACAUUGUCAUCGAUUUGAGGAAGAAUACCAUUAAAGUACCGGAAAUCGAGCAAGUUGAACCCGACAGCAUAUUUCACCAUAGUUUGUUUUUGAAUGAAGAGGCUCGUAUGGAGAAGUGGGUUCGAGAGUUGUACACGUUCAGACAAAAGGCGCUACAGCAAGGAGCGAAAAUUAUCAAGCAGAAAACUGUGUCGGAGCUUUGUGAAAUAAAAUCGUGCCCGUAUUGUUACGGCAAGAACAUGUGUAAUGAGAUAGCAAAGAAUAAAAUAACUUUACAUUAUGGGCGCGUUUCGGAUUUCAUUUACAACAUUCUCAGUGUGAAGAACGUGUUUUUCGCCACCUACGACAAUAAGCCAGUGAUUCUGAAGAAGUUGGCGCACAAUUCAGAGUUGCGAAAGUUCGAUAGAGAAAUCAACGAUAAGAUCAUCAACCUGAAAUUGCUGAAGGGCACGUUGAACUUCAAACUCACUCAAACUCUCGAUAAUUCGGAGUUUCCUCCUUUCUACAUCUGCGAUAAUGAAACGUUCGAUGCUUUUUGGGAGGUGCUGAAUUUAUCGAAUAUCAAAAGCACGUAUACCGUGUUGAGCAUUAACGCUGAACCGAUACUGUUUCAACUAUUCAACAAAGAACAAGCGUUUCCUGUACCCAAGUUCUACGGAGCCUGCGGUAGGCUAACUGUUCAAGAAAACGCCGGGAGGCCUCUGUUGAACAUCGAAAAGUUCACGUGGUACCAAAGGGCGAAAGUGGCCUUUAACUUACUCAACGCAGCUCUAAACUUCACGGAUAAGCAUCGCGAGUUCCGUCUGUACUUGACCGAUAUAUCCCCGGACAACAUAGCAGUGGAUCACGAUCUCGAAGUGAGUUUCAUCGACCUCGAACACGCCAUUUUAAAGAAGAAAUCCAGCGAUUCUUCCAGUUCUAAAACACAUUACACCAGGCAUGAUGAAGUGGAGUAUUCUUUCGAUCCGAAGGCCAUUUGUGCUGGAACAUUGAGCGAUCAUAACGUAUAUGGAAUUUGUCGAUUACUACUUUCGAAAAACGCUCCCUGGCCUAUGAUGGAAGGCGGACUUCUCUACAAUCCCCCGAAGAACAUCACGAGUCGGCACUCGAAGCUGUUCAGCCACAUCGAAGCUUGUGUUGAUUCGGAUACCAAAGAGAGCAGAUUCGACAUAAGCAAUAAGAUACUGAAAGACUUGGAGUUUAUUUUGAAGAAAGCGAAAAUAAAAAAUUUAAUCUAA
This is a messenger RNA of Phyllotreta striolata, 1659 nucleotides long. Lineage: Eukaryota; Metazoa; Arthropoda; Insecta; Coleoptera; Chrysomelidae. The record is from the annotation of a GenBank genome assembly.